Molecule: messenger RNA, 1245 nt
Organism: Bombus huntii
Lineage: Eukaryota; Metazoa; Arthropoda; Insecta; Hymenoptera; Apidae
Gene: PIG-C
Product: phosphatidylinositol N-acetylglucosaminyltransferase subunit C
Exons: 1
Coding region: 4-822 (272 amino acids)
Biological process (GO): GPI anchor biosynthetic process
Cellular component (GO): glycosylphosphatidylinositol-N-acetylglucosaminyltransferase (GPI-GnT) complex; membrane
Source: RefSeq, a predicted model, not a curated record
AUUAUGACAGUAGAGCUACAAUGGCAGAAGAAUUUAUAUGAAAAUUAUGGUCUACCGGAUAAUUAUACGAAUAGCUCAUUCUUAGAACAAUUACGCAAAAUAAAACCAAAUAAUGUAACAUUAAUCGAAGCAAUAACUUUCGGUGCCAGCAUAUGCAUUCAACUAAAUAUUGUCAUUCUUUUUGUUAUUAUAUUUAUUUGGUUAUACAAUGAAUGGGCCAGACCUGAUAUCAUAUUUGUAUUUGGGGUAAUAUUCACAAUAUUGGGUUAUUUUAUAUAUUGUUUGAAAGAGGCAAGUACUUUGAUAGAGUUCACAAAACAUGUUAGAACUGUAUUGAUUUUUCUUACAUUUGGAUAUAUUUUGUCACCUGUUUUGAAAACUUUAACGGAUACCAUCAGUACAGAUACAAUUUACGCCAUGACAAUAUUAAUGUUCUUGGUACAUUUAAUAUUUAGUAAGUACGGUCCUUUACAGAUCUCUUUGUCCGAUUCUUUGUCCAUAACAUCUUCAAUAUUUGGUUCCUUAAUGCUAGCAUCUAGAUUGGCAUCUCCUUUACAUGCCUUUUCUCUUCUCACUGUAUCUGUUCAGUGUUUUGUUUUAUUACCGUUUUUAAUGCAUAAAUUAACUAGCAAAAUACUGAUCUCAAGUCUUUUAACAUUAAAUACAUUAUAUUUUCUUCUACUAGUUUCACAAACUCUUUCUUAUGUAUUUAUUGCAACUAUAGUAUUUUUACAUUUUAUUUGCCCUUAUUGGUAUGUAAGAUGCCAGAAGUACAAAGAUAAUAUUUAUGGGCCAUGGGAUGAGGCUGUUAUUACUUCUUAGAAAAUAUUUAAUAUAUUUUCUUCCACUUAUUGUAAUAUAUGGAAUUGUAAAUUUAAAAAAAGGGCAUUUAUAAAUAUUUAUUAUUAAUACACAACAUAAUUUUAAUAUAGCAACAGAACAUAACUAUGAAAAUGUAUUUUACAUAUAUAUUAUUAUGCUUAACAAAAUUGUAUUUCAAAAUGAUAUACAUCAACAAUUUUCUAAAUGUUCAAUUAUAAUUCGAGAAUGUUAAUUAAUAAAAACAUGAAGGUACUUUUUUAAAGUAAAUUGUACUUUUAUAUAAAUCAUUUAUUGAAAAUUUGUAUCUGUCGAAUUAUUAUAAUAAAUACUGUCUACGAGAGUUUUGGCAGAUGUUCGUAAAUACACAGAUAUGUAAAAAAAUAUGUUAUAAAUUCGAAUUAUAGACGGGAUGUUAUUGUACAA